Messenger RNA from Bombyx mandarina (wild silkworm), 1166 nucleotides. RefSeq lists its product as uncharacterized. The record is from RefSeq and is a predicted model, not a curated record. Lineage: Eukaryota; Metazoa; Arthropoda; Insecta; Lepidoptera; Bombycidae.
CGAAAAAUACCAAUCGUAUGAAAAUUAGCAAAUUUUUUCAUUCAUUUUAUCUCGUUAUAAAUAGUUUUAAAUAAGUUGUCGAUUCUGUAUUCGUCUUGUUUGUGUCUUGUGAAACGCUUGUGAGUGCACAACAAUAUAAUGUAUAGAUACUUGCUACCACUAUUAUGUUUGACGUCGGCAACACCAGCGCCGCAGAGCAAAGCUGACAUAACAUACUUCAAACUCCAGCCGGUCAUCAAACAAUCAGACCUUCAACCGACAGAAUCGAGGAUCGAAAACUUGCCGUUAACGAUACCGGGUAAUGCGAGCAUCAAUAACGUCAGCAUCUCGCAGUCGACCACGGCCGCGUCGAUUCCGGCAGAAACUACCGCGGCUGUCACCGUGACAGACUUCAAAUCUGACGUUGACAGUCGAGGGGCACAAUCAAACCAGACUGACAGGAGAGUUAAAGAGGAACACGACUUAACAACGGCCGACUACGAAACGACCUUAGCACAAUCGGAUAUAACUGAGAAAUACGUUGACCUUAUAGACGUGGAACCAGUGAAGCACGUGUCCAAAUUCGUGGCUCUGUCGAAGUUCGGCGGCAGAACUACAAAUCACAUCGAAACGUCCGGCAAGAGGCGGUUCAGAUCGAGAUGCAGAUGCGAAAAGAUCUGGAACUGCCCUAAGCUUCAGAUAAGCGUGCCUAGGUGCCCUGAAGAACAAUUUUUGUGUUGUUUCUAAUUUAUUAUGAAAAUAAAACAUCGCCCACCGAUCUCGUUUAUAAAUGACCUUUUAUUUACGUACCACGAAAAAUACCUUCAACGAUCUGCAGGUGUUGAGAGCAGAUCGCGGGCCCAAGGAUUUUAGGGCCCACCCACUAAACGACUCCCCUGCACUCUUACACCCGACGUCCGAUCUCCGUCCGGGGUCAGAAAUGGUAAAUGUUUUAUCUGCAUUCAGACGUCUAUGAUAACUAGAGGUCGGAGUAGAUAGAUUGAUUUAAGGUCGUUGACGUCAAACGUAGAGUCCAUAUUAUCUAUGGAUAUGCCUUCAAAAUACCGGAACUUCAUAUUUAUUACGAUAUUUGUUCCGGAAAUUUGAAAUGAGCAUGAAUCUGUGUUUAAAACGUAUUAAUAAUAUUAAUCUACGCUAUGAGUGCUAGCUAAUGGUGAAAGAAAUCA